AUGAACACUGAAAAAACCGCUUUUCAGCUUAGACCAACUGACAUACAGUGCAUAUUGGAAGAUAUAGAUAAAUACAGAAGUAGUAGCAAUAUAUUAGCACUAAAAUUGUGGCCCAUCGUUACCCUUAGCCCAUCAUGGCGGUGUUUUUACUGCAAGGAACCGUGUUCAGUUCAAAAAAAAGGUGUAGACAGGUCGCCGGUUGUCGAAAAAGGACGUGUAGACAGGUCGCCGGUUGUCGAAAAAGAGACUGUUGAGUCCGCGAUAGAGCUUGGCUUUGGUUGUUCUGCCGGUGUUAUGAUGAUGCCGAACGCGACCGAGGCGCUGACGGCAUCGGCGCGGCGUGCGAACACUGAACACUGCAGACGCGAACAGAGUUGGAGACACACAAUCUCUUUCCACGACAGUAACAUAUCGCCAUCUUUGACGUUUUCAAUGGACGACGAUGACAACAACAGUGCGAAAAUCGAGAACAAAGAUCUACCUAACUCAGAUGAAGAAGGCAAAGAAUACCGUGAGAAACACACUGAAAUACAGGAGCAGGUCUACCAGGACAAAUUGGCCGGUAUCCAAAAGCAACUACAGCAGUUGCGUGAUGGGACACAUGGGGAAUAUGUAAAGCAAUUGAAAAAAUUGGAUGCACAGCAUAAAAAUGAACUAAUGAUGACUGAUUUGAGGCGAGACUGUUUGUUUGAUGACAUUGAAAGAGAAUUUAAUAAAGAAUGGCGUCUAGCUCACAAAGAGUUUGAAGAUCGUAAUGCUCAACUCACUGAGACUUUGAUAUCAGAAUUAAACGAAAAGAAAAAAGCUAUAGAACAUGACAAUUUAAACAUGGAGCUUUCUCCUAGCUCGUCAAAUCAAAAGCCUGCUAUGACAAGGAAACUGAGAAGAAGACCAAAUGACCCAGUGGAGCCAACACCCCGAGGAAAACUUCGCAAACCCCCACCUGUAUCAGAUAAGUAUUUUUUGUUGCAGGAACAUGAAAUUGAACAGGAUGUAAAACUUAUUCAAGACUCAUUGGCUUCAAUAGCAUCUACUUCUACCACAAUAACCCCUACAGUCAAAACACGUGAUACAGUAAAUUAUUCAUCCAUUUGGAGACCAGGGUGUCUUCCGAGUACUAGUUCAUCAACUGCAAGUAACAUGAGUCCUAAAAAAUGUCGGAGUUCAGUUACUGAAGGAUCAUCAGCUAUUCCAAAUACGCGAAUUGAAGAUGGAAAACUGUUGUUUGAAAAAAGAUGGUAUCAUCGAGGACAACCUGUUUUUGUCGAAGGAAGACAUAUGGAAAAAUUCCCAGCUGUUAUACAUGCCAUUGGCAACGGAAGUAUUUUGGUUAAGAAAACGUCAGACAACAGUCAAUUUUGUAUCACCUUGUCUUACCUAUCAAAAGGCGAAAUGUCUAUACAACGUCGAGCUGCUGUUUAA
Molecule: messenger RNA, 1422 nt
Organism: Metopolophium dirhodum (rose-grain aphid)
Lineage: Eukaryota; Metazoa; Arthropoda; Insecta; Hemiptera; Aphididae
Product: sin3 histone deacetylase corepressor complex component SDS3-like
Exons: 11
Coding region: 1-1422 (473 amino acids)
Biological process (GO): negative regulation of transcription by RNA polymerase II
Cellular component (GO): Sin3-type complex
Molecular function (GO): histone deacetylase binding
Source: RefSeq, a predicted model, not a curated record